This is a messenger RNA of Aspergillus costaricaensis CBS 115574, 975 nucleotides long. RefSeq names its product alpha/beta fold hydrolase. The transcript has a single exon. The annotation marks the transcript as partial. Lineage: Eukaryota; Fungi; Ascomycota; Eurotiomycetes; Eurotiales; Aspergillaceae. The record is from RefSeq and is a predicted model, not a curated record.
AUGACAACAACUACAGAAACCAGCCUCAUAACCCUCCCCGCCAAACCCACUGCCCAACUAAGCUAUACCUUUUACCCCUCAACCUCUCAAUCCUCCAAUAAAACCUUCCUCAUCUUCCUCAACGGCCUCACAGCCCCCCAAACCUCGUGGAUCCCCAUAAUCCACCACCUCCAAUCCACCCACCCACACAACCUCCCAGCCAUCCUCACCUACGACCGCUACGGCCAAGGACAGACUCCCUCCAGGGAUCCAGCCGACCAGGAUGCCACAGACCCAAGUCACGGGCACGACAUCCUCUCUGCCCUGGACGACCUCCACCAACUCAUCCAGCAGAUAGCCAACCUUCACCUCCCCACCUCAACAACCCCCUCAGACCUGAACCUAAUCCUAGUAGGCAACUCCCUGGGCUGCGCUCUCGCCCGUCUCUACGCCCAAACGUACCCAGGCACUGUGUCCGCCCUCCUCCUGCUCGACAGCAUCCUCGCCAACUCGGAUUUUGUGUCUGUGAUUCCGGAUCCUACUGCGCCGGGCUUUGUUCCACCGCCAGGGGAGGAUGGCCUCUCCGCUCAAGAUCUGAUUAUGGCACGAGCCAUCGCGGGGAAGGUCUUUCAUCCGUCUGUGGGGAGUAAGGAGGGCCUGUCAAGACGGAAUCUGGCGGAGUUGUUGCCUGAGAGUAAUGGACCGAGGCUGGUGGGGACUGAUGCUGGAAGGGGGCCUUGGCUUACGGUCAUUGGACAUGAUGGGAAAGCAUUUGCGGAGGAGAGUGUGAGGAUGACGGGCGGGAAGGUGUCUGGAAGGGUGUUUGAGGUGUAUGUCACGCCGUUUUGGGAGAGGUAUCAUCGGGGAUUGUUGGGUAUUACAGAUGAGGAAAGAGGGAGGGGACCACUUGUUGCUGAAGGGGCUGGACAUGUGGUGCAGUUGGGAAACCCGGGCUUUGCGGCAGAGGAGCUGGGGCAGUUAUUGGAUAAGGUUAUG